Molecule: messenger RNA, 2093 nt
Organism: Maniola jurtina (meadow brown)
Lineage: Eukaryota; Metazoa; Arthropoda; Insecta; Lepidoptera; Nymphalidae
Product: sodium/potassium-transporting ATPase subunit beta-2-like
Exons: 7
Coding region: 223-972 (249 amino acids)
Biological process (GO): sodium ion export across plasma membrane; intracellular potassium ion homeostasis; intracellular sodium ion homeostasis
Cellular component (GO): sodium:potassium-exchanging ATPase complex
Molecular function (GO): ATPase activator activity
Source: RefSeq, a predicted model, not a curated record
UUUAUCUGUUUGCAAUCCUAAUUCUACUGAUGAAGUUGUUGCAAAUUCCUAAAUUGACGCAUCAGACCCAUUACGUCAUUAAGCCUGUAGUCUACCCAUAGCCGGGCGGGUCACUUUUAUUUUGGCUGUCAGUGAUAAAGUUCGGUUCGUCGAGUGCCGGCGUCCUCAUAUAGUCGUACGGAACUAGAAACUGUUCCAUAAUCCUCCUGCCUGUUUGUCGAGAUGAUUUUGGUGGGAUUCCUCGUGAUGCUGGCCGUCUCCAGGUGGCAGAUAGAUGCGAAGGCUGUCGACACUAGCCCUGGUCUUGACUUCGUACCGCGGCCAGACCCCAGCGACGCGGACAACACUCUCAUCUAUUACAAGUCCCGUGACGACGCCUCCGUGCUCAAAUGGACCUCCAAGAUCGAUGAAUUCUUCGCACCAUACAAAAAAGGCGCGGAGAACAUCAUGGCCUGCUCAGCCGACGCGCCGGUGCGUGAAAAUCUCUUCUGUGAUGUAGAUCUGCGCGCUUUCGAGCCAUGCAUCUCUGAGAACAAGUAUAACUACGACACCUACCGCAGGACGCAGCCAUGUGUAUUCCUCAAACUGGACAAACUCUUGAACUGGAUACCAAAUCCAUACAACACCACGGAUGACAUGCCAUCAGAGAUGCCAGAUGGUCUGCAACAGCACAUUGACAAUGUUUCUGGCAGUACAGAUGCAAACACGGUGUGGGUGUCCUGCGAAGGCGAGAAUCCAGCUGAUGUCGAAUUCAUUGGACCCAUUAAGUACCUCCCUACUCGUGGAUUCCCGACCUACUUCUUCCCUUACAAAAACCAGGAGGGCUACCUCAGCCCACUCGUCGCCGUGCAAUUUUUGAGGCCAACGAUGGGAAUUGUCAUCAACAUCAAGUGCACAGCGUGGGCGAAGAACAUCGACCGCGAGGGGAGCGGGCGGCGCGGCUCCGUGCACUUCGAGCUGAUGAUCGACUAGUAGAUUAAAACUACCCAUAUACAUAGAGUUGCUACCUGCUACUUCUUGAUUUACGGGCUACCAGCAUCAAAAAUACGGGUUGUAGAUUUUUUUACGGGAGGUAGUGCUCUAAAUGAAUAUUUUAUUCUUAUUUUUUGAAGAAACAGUUUUGUAACACAAAUGAUUAACUUGUAAUUCUACCUUCACAAUUCGCUAUUGAGUCUAUAUGUUACGAUGAAGUGAACAACCCCAUCAAACUAAUUAAAGGUACAAGUUGGCACCGCGACAGAGACCGGAGACAGAGACCCGCGAUCGUCUCUUGGCUUAUUGAAUUUCUGUAGUGUUUAGUCGGCGAGUGCGACAGAGAUGCUGUAUGUCUGGCUUAUGACUUUCUAUAGUGUCAAGUAUAACAGAAACUCCCGGUGUUACUACAAAACGAUAUUUAAUAUUAGACAAACAAAUCUUUUUAUUCAGAUAAAAGUUAGCCCUUAACUGCAACCUAUGGUAAGUGAUAAUGCAGUCUAAGAUGGUUCAGCUGUUCAAAUCUGUUACAGUCGCUCUUUUAAAAUAAAAAAAAGAUUCCGACGAAUUGAGAACCUCCUCCUUUUUUGGAAGUCGGUUAAAAAAUGACAACAAUAGGCUUAAACACAGUGUAACAUAAAACUAGUUGUGUGGUAAGGGCAUUUGUCUCGCCCGCUAACUGAAAACUAAGUGAUGGUCGUGGUCGCGUGUCUCUGUCUCGCAUUUCUGUCUCCGGUCUCUGUCGCGACACGAAUUUGUAUCUUUAUAGAGAGUGUACCAAUCGAAAAUAAAGUGUCUCAAACCUAAUCUAAAUCAUUUUACCUACUCCUAAAUAUAAACAACUUUUAAUAGGAGACUACCAUGGAUCUAUAAAUACUCGAGACUACCUGUCUCUUAAAUUGUGAAAAAAAAACGAAUGACUUUAUAUGUAUACCUACUCCUACCUACGAAUUAUUAUCGAUAGCCUUGUUUACCUACCAACUUAUUAUCGGUACCAGAGUUGAAUAAUUGAACUCUGUUACCGAUAAUAUUACUUUUAUACUUACUUAUUUAAGUUUAGAACAACAAUAAUUAUAUUAUUGUUGUAUUUAAGUUUAGAUUAAUAAAUUGAAUCCAUUUAA